AUGCCCGAGAAACAUAUACUCAACCACGCUCUGAAGAUCCCGGCCAUCACAAAACUGUCAGGGAAAAGAGUGGUUCUGGCUUCAAGUAGUCCAAGAAGAAAAGAGAUAUUGCAGACAUUCGGUCUAGCGCCAGAUAUUGUGCCCUCCAAAUUCAAGGAGGACUUGCCGAUAAGUUCCUUUGAGGAUAUACACGAAUAUCCUGUUUCCACAGCAACAUACAAAGCGGUAGAUGUAUACGAACGGCUUGUGCGCGAGGAUCCUGAAAAUGCGCCAGAUCUUGUUAUCGGUGCGGAUACGGUGGUGUUGACGCAUGCGCUACCGUCGACCUCGCAGACUUCUUGGUCCGACCUUCCACAAAUAAAUCAGGAGCUUCUAGAGAAACCUUCGUCCAAAGAUGACAAUCUACGGAUGCUACUAGACCUCAACGGGGGAGUCUGCGAGGUGGUCACUGGGGUCACCGUUGUGUACCCAAUUUUGACUGCACCUGGCUAUGCAUUGAAGUCUAUCGACGAGCGAUCGCUCGUGUACUUCGCUGACAGCCCUAAACACAUCCUCAAGGCGUACGCUGACAGUGGAGAAGGACUCGAUCGAGCUGGGGGAUUCGCAAUCCAGGGCCUUGGGGGGUUGUUGGUCCGCAAGGUCGAGGGUGACUACCAUAACAUCGUUGGGUUUCCCGCUGCCUCGUUCUUCAAGUUACUCGACUUGCUUAUCGAGGAAGAACCUGAUUUCUUAGAUGUGUAA
Molecule: messenger RNA, 741 nt
Organism: Pleurotus ostreatus (oyster mushroom)
Lineage: Eukaryota; Fungi; Basidiomycota; Agaricomycetes; Agaricales; Pleurotaceae
Exons: 6
Coding region: 1-741 (246 amino acids)
Molecular function (GO): nucleoside triphosphate diphosphatase activity
Source: RefSeq, a predicted model, not a curated record